AAGAGCCGAGCAGUUCAGCGGUAACAACUUGUUCCCACAACCAUGGAAUACAACGUCCAAUUCUUUAUUCUCAUGGGCUGUUUGGUCAUAAAAGCAGUAAGGUCCGAUGAUCAAUGUGUUAACUACGACAGUCUCACAGAGCUGCCAUACUUAGCUGAAAGAAUGAUUGGCUACACACCCAAAUCUGGUGAACAACCCAUCUGCGACUUUUACUUACCCAACGAUUGGUACAAGAUGGGAGAUUAUAUAAUUACCUCAUCAACAAAAGGUUGCGGGACAACAACGGAUUGGCACACGUUAAAACCCAUUAAAGACGGUGACGUUUCAACCGUUGUUUGUAAAAAUGACGGAACAGGCGGUUGUAGUGAAACGAAAACAAUCGACGUGCAACGCUGUGGAAAAAACUACAUAUUCAAUCUUCAAACGCUUGACUUAUGUUCUGCGUAUUGCAUAGAAAGUCAAACAGGCAACACACAUGCAAUUCCGGCUCCGGACAUAUCGUAUCUUAUGCCGAAAAUUCAGGCCAGCACAGAAUUAGCUGGAAAAACGCACGCCAAAAACAUAUACUUCUGUGACCUUCGCCCCCGUGAUAGUACUUUGCUGUACAAAACAGAAUGGAUGCUUACAUCAAAAUUAUCCAGAGCUCGCUUACUUCAUCAGUCAAAAUAUAUUAAAUAUAUCGACAGACAACAAUUCAACGCAGAAACUGCAUUAACGGAUGACCAUUUAAAAGAAAAUGGUAUAUACCGCAUGGGAUACACGAUUCAAUGUGCUAUAAAAGCUAAGGCCGAUGUUGCUGGACUCAUUAGUACUGCUGUAUUAAGUACACCGCUGUUUUGUGGUAUUGAGGUUAACCCAAAAGGAAGAUUGCAAUUAAAGGAUGCAGUUGCUGGCGAUAUAUCAGUUACCCUGACGGUUCCGUUUGCACACCCGCAGGCAGGUUGUUCGUUGGAAGUUUUGCUUUAUAUACCACCGAAGACAGAUCAUUGUUCAGUUUCAAAGCUUACUCAAUCAAACAGUGGUCCAAGCACCUGCGGUGCACGCUUUGUGAGUUCAGACGCUGUUGGCUCGUAUAAAAACAUUACAGUUUCAUCAGUAGUAGGAGGGAAAUCGAGCAAGCUUUCAAUGGAUUAUGUCGUAUUUCUUUCUGCACACACUGCAUGCAAUGACAGAAUGAACAAUUACAGACUGCAGCCAGUCAGAGUUGAGAGCAUAGAUGACACAACUCAGCUGAACAAUAAACUCUGUUCCGCUCAUUCUGAUCCGCAUAUCAAAACGUUUGACAGGGACUGGACUUACGACUUGCAUAAACCAGGCUCGUAUCUUCUCUACCGAAAUACUGAGUAUCGGACAGAGGUGCAGAUAAAGCUGGACAAAUGUCCGACGUAUAGUACGUUUGCUUUACACCCAUACUGUAUACAGGCUCUUGUCGCAAGGGCAGGAAGAGAUAUUUUUCUUAUCAAUUAUGGGACACAUCCUGAAGUAAACUUUAAACAAUGUGAUGAUGGUGUACUGCACAGAAAGAUAACAAAGAUUGGAAACAAAGAUUAUAAGAUAAUCCUUCCUACUGGCACAAAAAUAACAGUGAUGCAAAACAGGGGUUCAAAUGGCUGGGAAAAAUUCAUGGAGGUAAACAUAUAUGCCGGUCUUCCAGAUGUCGGCAGAACGGACGGUCUUUGUGGGAAUUGCAAUGGAAACCCAAAAGACGACCCUCAGCAUGAUUCACAACCAAUUUAUGCACAGUUUUUCCACAUUUCGCAAACAGACCUUCAGAAAUAUACAUUAACAAACACCCCGGAAGAUUUGUUCAACACUGCAAAUCACAAUCGAGUGUAUGGAUGGGAUAAUAGGUUUAGAUUUUGCGAGUGCGACAAAAACUCCUGGCGGUUUGCAAUUAUUGGUCAAUUGGAUAAAACGGAAAUCAAAUGCAAGGAGGAAGCAACAACUGUUUGUGAAGAAGAUAGUCUGAAGUCAACAUUUCCUAUAUGCACCUUAGCAAGAAAGAAAAGAUCAGUUGACAGAUAUAGAAGCGCAAAAACACGCCGUGUGUCAAGCACUGUCGAAACGAGAGACCACCAUAUAGUUUUGAGAGAAGCAAACAAGUACAAUGAAUCCACUGCAAGACAAGAAUGUAUCAGAUUGAUGAACACUUCAGUUGUUCAAAUGUGUUCAAACCUGAAAGAUUUCAACAUUUCGUCUUUCAUUAACAGUUGUGUUGCCGACACGUUGAUUACUUCUUCGACGGUAUGGUCCAAGAUUCACUUGGAAGCAAUCAAAGGAACAUGCAUAGAACAUGUGCGUUUCAAUCAGCCAAUACCUCCAGAUGUGCUUGCUAAUGCUACAGCACCUAGUGAUUGGUUUAACGAAACUUUAAAUGAAACAGAAACUCAAAACAGCACCACUUUUGCACCGAUGCUGUCUCCCAAGUCGACUCCAUCUCCGUAUGUUGCUUUGUUUACACCAGAGUUAUUGAAAGAUAUAGAAGACAUUGCUUGUCCCGGUGAUUGUAAUGGUCAUGGAAUAUGCGACAAAGGACAAUGCGUUUGUCAAGAUGGAUACUAUGAUAUCGACUGCGGACAAGAUAUACGGCAACCACCACGUAUUGAAGGAAUACCGGAUUUAGGUGUUUGCGAUUUGAAUAUGAGAGAAUGCGGUGUAACAUCAGUGUUCGGCAGAAAUUUUAUUGAAUCGUCAACUCUUUCAUGCAAGCUGGUGCCUUUCGAAGUACACGCGCUGGAGGUAGUUAUUCGGGAUCCUUUAAUUGUUCCUGGAGAAAUUGAAACCAUUGUUGAGAUAAGUUGUAAUUUACCAAAAGCACGAGAAAGGCGUUCCGUUACGGAAGGGGUCAAUGCGCCGAUCGCUAGAGGAUACAACGUAUCAGUCAGCAACGACGGUAGUGCUUUUAGUGAAGAGGACUUGCUUGUUAUAUAUGACGCUACUUGUGUUAGUUGCACGACUGUUAACGGGGUUGUCAAAUGUUCCAAGGAGAGCGGGUUUUGCAUGGAAAAUGGAAUUUGUUUCAAGCAGGGUCAGUCAACUAACUGUUUAACGUGCACAGUUGAUAACGGAGACUCAUCCUGGUCUCCAAGUACAGAAUGCGCCGACCCAUAUUCGGAGCCAGCCAAGAAACUAUGGAUAAUUGGUGCUGCCGUUGGACCAAUUGUUGGCGCCACUAUUGUGGCACUGGCAAUAUACUGCUACAAUAAAAAAAGAAGCCAGUUCAGACGUAAAAAACUUGGGUCCAUUAAUCCUUUGAAUGACACUGAAGUUGCAUCAGUACAGCAAAGCAAGACAUAGAUCGUGUUUAUCAUUCCACUAAAUGAAUUGAAUCAGAAAGAAAACACUAUAAAAUAUUAGAAAGUUAAAUAUAUAUACAGUGUUAAUGACGAGGAUAAAUGACUGGCAAUUCUGUAACUUUCUCCAAAGUUGUAUAUGCAGUUUAAGUUUUUGAGUCACAACCAAAUGUAUCAUGUACAAAUGAGAUCGUUCACAAAAAGACAAAAAUACUUUAUAUUGUAAAAUGUUUCUAAUACAUUAAAUAAACUUAUGUAUUGUGUUUUUGUUGGAGGUUUUGGUGAAAUCACUUACCAGUUGAUCAUACCAGUAACGUAUGAUUAUGUAAACUAUUUUAUUUCUUAUGUAUCUUCAUUAACAUUUGACUGUAUCACGAUGUAUUAUUAUUUAGUUCGUGAAAAUUAGAAGUAAAGAAACACUAUUUUAUUCAUGGUGUUAAAUCUGACUACGGUUCACAGUAAAACAUGGUUUUCUCGAA
This is a messenger RNA of Mya arenaria, 3772 nucleotides long. RefSeq lists its product as uncharacterized. The record is from RefSeq and is a predicted model, not a curated record. The transcript is spliced from 19 exons. Lineage: Eukaryota; Metazoa; Mollusca; Bivalvia; Myida; Myidae. The coding region runs from base 43 to 3297 and encodes 1084 amino acids.